Messenger RNA from Chenopodium quinoa (quinoa), 3604 nucleotides. Its product is annotated as copper-transporting ATPase PAA2, chloroplastic-like. Gene Ontology annotation, cellular component: membrane. The transcript is spliced from 17 exons. Gene Ontology annotation, biological process: monoatomic cation transport; copper ion homeostasis. The coding region runs from base 558 to 3239 and encodes 893 amino acids. Lineage: Eukaryota; Viridiplantae; Streptophyta; Magnoliopsida; Caryophyllales; Amaranthaceae. The record is from RefSeq and is a predicted model, not a curated record. Gene Ontology annotation, molecular function: P-type divalent copper transporter activity; copper ion binding; ATP binding.
UCUUAUAAUUACAAAUAAAAUGUUGUGGCAUAGUAGUUAAGUAUUGUAUUUUUGUGCAAAAGGUUGAUGGAUCAAACUUUGGCCCCCUUAAUUUUUUGGCCCAAGAUCCGCCACUGUGCCUAACCUUGAGUUGGCAAAUUGUGUAUGCUAUUUCCUUUGUACUCCAUAAUAAAUUGAGAAAUUGAGGAUGAGUCAAACUUUAAGGGAUAGAUCAUAGAUGAAGUAAUUUACAACGUGCACGUACCACGUUUGUUAGUUGUUGAGUCAAUUCGGUCGUUAACUCGUUAUACUCGUUUAGAAUAAAAUCAUUUUCUUAUCCUAAAAAAAUUACAUAAACACCCCAUUUUUCACAUGCAGACAAAAUAAUCCAAACACAUGCAAUGACUGUACAACACGUGUCAAACCCACCUUCUUCAACCUCAAAAAUUAAAAUUUAAAAAAAUAAAAAAACCAGCGCCUGAAAAUUUCUCUCUCCUCCAUUUCCAACCUCUUAUCUAUCUCUACUCCCGCCAUUGUCAACGCUCACCAUUUUCUCUCUCCUCCUCCAAGCUCCAACAAUGGCGGCCAACCUAUUCAAGAUCUCACUUUCUCUCUCCACCGCUUUCCCCGCCGCAACCGCCUUUCGCCGCCGCUAUAUCCGCCGAUCUCACUCCCCAAUUCUCUCUCCUCUCCCGCACAAUCCUUCUAUCCAACGUCGCCGGAACCCUAAUUUUGUCGCAGCAAAGGCUGUCGAGUUAAAUAUUCCGACUUCAAACUCAACUUCGUUGCCGGAAAAUCAAGUUCCGGCGGAAUCCUCGUUUCUACUCGAUGUCGGCGGGAUGAUGUGCGGCGGUUGUGUAACUCGCGUGAAGAAAUUGCUCGUAUCUGACGAUCGCGUGGAGUCUGCGGUGGUGAAUAUGUUGACGGAAACUGCUGCAGUGAGGCUGAAAUCGGAGGUUUCCGGCGGUGAAUUUGUGGCGGAGGAGUUGGCGAAGAGGUUGUAUGAGUGUGGAUUUGAGGCGAAGAAGAGAGUUCCUGGUAAUGGAGUAGGAGAGAGAGUGAAGAAAUGGAAGGAAAUGGCGGUGAAAAAGGAGGAAUUAGUUGAGAAGAGUAGAAAUCGAGUGAUUUUUGCUUGGACUUUAGUUGCUCUUUGUUGUGGUUCUCAUACUAGUCAUAUCUUGCAUUUUCUUGGAAUUCAUGUUGCUCAUGGAGGAAUCUGGGAUGUGCUGCAUAAUGCGUAUGUGAAGGGUGGUUUAGCUUUGGGAGCUUUGCUGGGACCGGGAAGAGAUUUGCUGUUUGAUGGUAUCAAGGCAUUUGCCAAGGGUUCUCCAAACAUGAAUUCUCUAGUAGGAUUUGGAUCAGUUGCUGCUUUUAUCUUGAGUGCUGUCUCACUUGUCAGCCCUGAACUUGAGUGGAAUGCUUCAUUCUUUGAUGAACCGGUCAUGCUUCUUGGUUUUGUGCUUCUUGGUCGUUCUUUGGAAGAAAGGGCAAGGAUCAAAGCCUCUAGUGACAUGAACGAACUUUUAUCUUUAAUAUCUACUCAAGCUCGACUUGUCAUCACUUCCUCAGAGAGUGAUUCUUCUGCCAACGAAGUGCUGGCCUCUGAUGCCAUUUGUAUUGAAGUUCCUACUGAUGACAUUCGAGUUGGUGAUACUGUGUUGGUUUUACCUGGAGAAACCGUACCUGUGGAUGGAAAGGUAAUUGCUGGAAGAAGUGUUGUGGAUGAAUCUAUGCUUACUGGAGAAUCUCUUCCUGUAUUCAAGGAGGCAGGGCUUUUUGUGUCCGCUGGGACAAUAAAUUGGGAUGGUCCAAUAAGGAUAGAAGCUACUUCCACAGGCUCCAACUCUACUAUAUCCAAAAUUAUUCACAUGGUUGAAGAUGCCCAAAGUAAUGAAGCACCAAUACAAAGGCUUGCAGAUUCAAUUGCUGGACCGUUUGUCUAUAGUGUGAUGGCUUUUUCUCUGAUGACAUUUGCCUUUUGGUCAUCAAUCGGGACAAAAUUAUUCCCUGAUGUCUUGCUGAAUGACAUUGCUGGUCCUGAGGGUAGUACUUUGAUCUUAAGCUUGAAGCUGGCUGUAGAUGUGUUGGUGGUCUCCUGCCCCUGUGCUUUAGGCCUUGCCACACCCACAGCAAUUCUAGUUGGCACUUCCAUAGGAGCAAGACAAGGACUUCUUUUAAGAGGAGGUGAUGUGCUGGAACGCUUGGCUGGCAUAGAUUAUAUGGCUUUUGACAAGACAGGAACCCUCACAGAAGGAAAGCCUACUGUAUCAGCUGUGGCUUCAUUGGCUUAUAAUAGUUCUGAAAUUCUCCAGCUUGCUGCUGCUGUAGAGGAAACAACAUCACAUCCGCUUGCAAAUGCUAUUUUGAGUAAAGCAAAAUCAUGUGGGUUGCAGAUUCCAUCCACAAGUAGACAAUUAACAGAACCAGGUUUUGGAACAUUAGCUGAAGUAGAUGGACGUUUGGUUGCAGUUGGUGCUUUGGAAUGGGUUCGUGAACGUUUUGAAACAAAGAACCUCUCUGAUAUAACAGAUUUGGAGCGUGCCUUGAUGCUUGAGUCGGCUAAACCAACUUCAUCACUGGAUAAGUCAGAAACGGUGGUGUAUGUUGGACGGGAAGGAGAGGGUGUAAUUGGUGCUAUUGCAAUCUCUGACGCCUUGAGGCAUGAUGCUGUGGCUACUGUGGCAAGGCUUAAAGGGAUGGGAAUCAAACCUGUCCUCUUAUCUGGUGACAGGGAAGAAGCAGUUGCAAAAGUCGCAAAAAUCGUUGGAAUAAGUCGUGAGUUUGUCGAGCCAUCCCUGAAUCCUCAGCGGAAAUCUCAAUUUAUAUCAGAUAUACAAGCUUCAGGACAUCGUGUUGCUAUGGUUGGUGAUGGUAUAAAUGACGCACCCUCUUUGGCACUUGCUGAUGUUGGAAUCGCUUUGAAAACUGGGUUACAAGAAAAUGCUGCAUCUGAUGCUGCUUCCAUUGUACUUCUUGGGAACAGGAUUUCACAGGUUGAAGAAGCUGUUGACCUAGCUCGCGCAACUAUGAGUAAAGUACAUCAAAAUCUAUUGUGGGCAGUUGCAUAUAAUGUUGUUACAAUUCCAGUAGCUGCUGGUGUACUGCUUCCCCAUUUUGAUUUUGCUAUGACGCCUUCUCUAUCAGGUGGGCUUAUGGCUUUGAGUUCAAUUUUUGUGGUCUCCAAUUCUCUUCUACUGCAGCUCCAUGGUUCCAACAAAGAGAAGAAAGAACUUGCCUCAGGACUUCCAAAACAAGUCUGAAAUUAUUUAUAGGGAUUUCCCUUUUCAUUUAUAGAGAUGAUACCUUAACACAAAAAGGCACCAUGCUUCACGGGCUGAUAGGUGUCUUCUACGACAGGGUCACUGUUUUGGCACGAAACCUACACAGGCUACAUUUGAAGAGAUUAUAUUCCAGUUAAUCUUGUAAAUCUGUAUUAAUACACCCCAAUUUUAUUGUAAAUGUGUAUCAUAUGCCUAUGGUUGUAAGUCUUGUCACUUGUAAGAAAGAGUGUCUUCCCUGUAGAAUGUAUAACAUUGAACCUAGCUGUUCUAUUAUUGGCAAAAUUUUGUCCCUUUGACAUUUAAUUUUUGUAAGGCCUCCAAGCAUCAGUCUCCCUCGCUCUUGA